This is a messenger RNA of Centruroides sculpturatus (bark scorpion), 521 nucleotides long. RefSeq names its product DNA-directed RNA polymerase II subunit RPB4 (gene Polr2D). Gene Ontology annotation, biological process: mRNA export from nucleus in response to heat stress; nuclear-transcribed mRNA catabolic process, deadenylation-dependent decay; positive regulation of translational initiation. Bases 38 to 352 code for a protein of 104 amino acids. Gene Ontology annotation, molecular function: nucleotide binding; translation initiation factor binding. The transcript is spliced from 3 exons. Gene Ontology annotation, cellular component: RNA polymerase II, core complex; P-body. NCBI's taxonomy places the organism in Eukaryota, Metazoa, Arthropoda, Arachnida, Scorpiones, Buthidae. The record is from RefSeq and is a predicted model, not a curated record.
UGAAAAUGCUGAGACUCUGCUCAUAUCUGAAGUAAAUAUGCUUUUGGAGCAUAGAAAACAGCAGAAUGAGAGUGCAGAAGAGGAACAAGAACUGUCGGAAGUUUUUAUGAAAACUUUAAGUUACUGUCAACGAUUCAGUCGUUUUAAAAAUCGUGAAACCAUAUCCGCUGUAAGAAGUCUUCUAAUGCAAAAAAAACUUCAUAAAUUUGAGCUUGCACAAUUAGCAAAUUUAUGUCCUGAAACACCUGAAGAAGCAAAGGCAUUGAUACCAAGUUUAGAAGGCCGAUUUGAAGAUGAUGAGCUUAGACAAAUUCUUGAUGACAUACAAACACAAAGAAGUUUUCAAUACUAGAAUAUAUGUUCCAGGUUUGUUUAACUACAUUGAAAUUGGACACUGAUUUUUAUAUUUAUCAUAAAUUUCUUUAUAUAAUAUACAUCUUUGUAUAGUUUCAAUUAUAAUAAAGAAAUAAAUAUCUUCUCAUCUGUACAAAAUCAUAUGGAAUAAAAUGAAUAAAUUUUCA